GGAUUCCGCGAAAUAGUUUCUUGGAGUUGAGAGAACUGCUGUUCGCAACUAAAUAGGACAAGUUGACGCAUGAAUGAGAGCGCGCAGGAGGCGACAUAGACCCGCACCAACCGCUCGUCAGACCGUUAUUGAUCCGCCGUUUACAAAUAUCACCCAGAAGGAGGGAAAAGCCGGGCAACGACAACGGCGGUUAUCUUUCCUGAGGCGGUCUUUAUCCGCCCAGCAUCCUUAGCUAGAAAACGCGCAGGACAGACGCAUUCGAGAGGACACGUGGAUGUUCCAGAGGACCCCAGUCCACAAUUUUGACCGGUUUUCUCUUCAGACUUUUGGGUUGAUAAAGAGACAGUUUGUGGUGGGAUCAUCUACGGCAAUGAUGUCGGAUGUCUCAGCAGACUGCGUGCCAGCUCGUCCUCUGGAGAGGACAGAGGACGUGCUGAAAGACACCCAGGAGAACAGGACUUUGCUGAUGGUGGCGAUGAUUUUACUGGACUUAAAGAAAUGCAGCCCCGACUCUAUCAGCGGGGGUGUCAGCGCCGGCGAAAGAGCGGGCACCCAGCAGGAGGAGGAGCGGGGCAGCUGCCGCCUGAGCGGCGAGGACAGACCUCCGGUACUCAAACAGCCACGAAGCCGGGUGGUGGGGAGACAAGCGUCCCCGGAGAAGAGACACUGCUGUCCCUUUGACGGCUGCGGGAAGGUUUACGGGAAGUCGUCGCACCUCAAAGCCCACCUAAGGGUCCACACCGGUGAGCGGCCCUUCAAGUGUACCUGGCCAGACUGUGGUAAAAAGUUCUCCAGGUCCGACGAGCUGACCCGACACUUCCGCACACACACCGGCGAGAAGCGCUUCACCUGUCCACUGUGCGACAAGUGCUUUAUGAGGAGCGACCACCUGACGAAACACGCCCGGCGACAUGCCGGCUUCCAUCCCAGCAUGCUUCAGGGCCCCAGCGUGGCCAAGAGACGCCGCUGCUCUGUCUCUAUGUCCUCCUCUGAUUCUGGUGACCAAAGCCCCUCCGGAGUGUGAAACGUGCACACCCUUUCAUACUUGCAUAACACUACACAGUAGAUACUGAGGUGCACACAGCCACAUGCAUGGUGCGCAUACCUUUUCAUAAAUGCUGUCAAGUCGGAGAGAUCAUCCAGCCAGGGCGCAGAUCAGGGAGUUCUUUCAUCACACAUGGAAUCGUGCAGCAGGAGACGCACAUACGUCGAGCCUGACUGUAGUCAAAUUAAGAACUCACCAUCUUGUUCCUCCAUGUAAUUCAUAUUUAUUAAGGGUUGUGCAGGGAUUGUCAGAAAAAGCCUAGCUGUCUUGCCUUGUUCGAUUUGUAAUGUGCAACUUUUUCUAAAGGAAUCUCUCUUUCGAAGGGCAUUCCUGUGCAUCUACACUAUUGCUUUUCCAAAUGCUGCACAUGUUCAUUUUGCACCAUGCUGCAUUUAAAGAUGCAAAGAUCUAAAAUACCUACAUAAUCCUACAAGGAACUUUAUACCAAGUGCACUGGGAAAUAUGUGCAAAUAGUCCUUUAAAAAAAGGUUAAAUAUUGUAGAGACUUUUUUAAUGACUUUUCUUUAGUUCAGGACCAUUAAAGAAUAAGACAGUAUUACAAUGUAGAUAUAUCAGAUAUACUUGCUGAGUAUAUCAUAGUUAAGUGCUAUUAGAAAAUAAGAGAAGCUAUAAUAUAGAAAAUUUGUUUUAAUGGCAACAGAAAGAAUCUUUAGUAAUGUGUGCUUUGAGGCUUUAGUUAUACCGGUGCGUUUGUUAUAUUUAGAAUAAAAUAUUUUCAUAAAAGGAUACAUACAUGCACCUUUAUACAUCUACAUCUCUUUAACAACAUGUGAGCCAUUGUCAUAGAAAACCACUUCAGCUCUCUUUUGUUUUGCUUUUUUCUUGUCUGACUUGAAUUGUGCAGGACAACACAACAGGGUAAAGCCUCCCACAAGUUGAUGGCUAGCUUCUUUUGGCUUGAUGAAUAGCAGAUCAACAAUUGCCUUCAGUACUGAUGGUGCCAGUUGCUGUAUGCUGUAAACAGGUUUUGUUUGUGUGAGGACUGCAUUUCACAACCCAUUCCGCAUGUGGCCAUGCCAAGCCACACUACGCCCCCAUGUGGUGACACAAAGGCACAUGUCCCGAAACAAAGAGUCACGCAACAGUACUUCUUUUUCUUUGCUGUAGCAUGUUGAGGACAGCCCUCAUCCUUAUUUUGCUUUAGUUUUAUUCCAAUAUGUAGCACGCUUGUUUGUAUUUCUUCUGUAAUUCAAUUUUUCUCCUAAUAAUUUUGUACAUAUUACUAGUAUAAUUGAGGUUUUCUCGUUAGUUCACUACAGGAGCCAUAUGCAGUGUUGUCAGAAAGUUCUCUUUUUUAUACUCGCCAUGUUAUUAAUUCAGUCCUCCAAAUAAAGAGAUACUGCAUUUAUUGGCUUGCUAAUUAUUUUUUCUGUCUUUAUUUAUAACUGUGAUUAAAAGCUGGUGCCUUUCAGGUGGAAAUCCUUGUUUUUGAUGCAACUCUGCUGCAAUCAGGGACUGAUGAUGCAAUCUCCCAAGUUGAUGCAAUACAGAGCGCUGUGUAACAAUUACUGCUCAUGGUUUUAACAAUAAAAGAACUUUUAUUUCUUA
Messenger RNA from Oryzias latipes (Japanese medaka), 2614 nucleotides. RefSeq names its product Kruppel like factor 9 (gene klf9). The record is from RefSeq and is a predicted model, not a curated record. Gene Ontology annotation, molecular function: DNA-binding transcription factor activity, RNA polymerase II-specific; RNA polymerase II cis-regulatory region sequence-specific DNA binding. Gene Ontology annotation, biological process: regulation of transcription by RNA polymerase II. NCBI's taxonomy places the organism in Eukaryota, Metazoa, Chordata, Actinopteri, Beloniformes, Adrianichthyidae.